UUGUUAACGUACCUAUCUGCAUUUUUAUUACUUGUGUCGAUUUCUAUUCGCAGUUCCGCUGUUUUUAAUUGUUACCGGCUGAUUUACAUAAUCUAAGUCAAAAUGUCUGCCGAUCAAAUCAAUCAAAACGUUCCAUCCAUUACUGACCUCAGUCCCACCUGUAUGGAAUCCGUCAACAGAUUCUCCAAAUUGCCAGUUGUUGAUUCUACAAUCAAAACAGCUACAAGUAUUUACGAAAAAGUAAAAGAUUACAAUAGCAUUACGCAAUGGACCCUAUCAACAGCCGAAAAUACCAUGAACAUGGCCGUAGAAGUAGGCAGACCUAUUGCCACACCAGUAAUUAGAAAUCUUGAAGGUCCUAUUAAAAAAGUAGACAGUGUUUUGUGUUCAGGAUUAGAUUACGUCGAGAAUAAAGUUCCUGCUGUUAAGCUGCCAGCUGGAGAGAUUUUUUCACAGAUCUACAACUCUACCUACGGCUAUGUAUCAAGCACAGUCAGUCCUGCUGUGCAAACGGCUAAAGCUUACUCGGAAUCAGCUAAGGCGUACACAGAGCCUGCUAUGAAAACGGCCAAAGAUAUCCUAGAGCCUUCUUAUGAGAGAGCAAAGUCUGCAGUGGAACCAGCUGUGGAAAGGGCUAGGGGUAUUGUGGAACCCUUAGUACAACCAGCUUUAGAUAAAGCCAAUGCUAUCAAGGAAAACGUGAUGAACAAAGUGGAUGAAUUAUUGCACCAUGGACAUAAUCAUGAUGGACAAGUAGUGGAAUGCGAAGAAUGUCAAGAAGUCCGCAGGAAAGCAGAAGAACAACAACGGCAAAGCCAUCAACAUCAACAGUAACAAAUAUAUUUUUAAUACUUUUUUCUCGGUGUUUUGUUUUCGUUUUAAAAUCCGCCAACUUUAUGUAAGACUGUUUUUAGUUAUUUAAGAGGUUAUAAGUACUACUUAUAGAUUUUAUAUAAGCAUAUCAAGUAAUUACUAGUGAUAGAAACAAAUCUGAAUAUUAAUAAUUGUGUUUAUACAUUAAUAAAUUUUUGAAUCGAU
Messenger RNA from Psylliodes chrysocephalus, 1038 nucleotides. Lineage: Eukaryota; Metazoa; Arthropoda; Insecta; Coleoptera; Chrysomelidae. The record is from the annotation of a GenBank genome assembly.